AUGUCCCAGAUUUGUCCGUCAUCCUCGCAUCAAUUGGUCGCCGCCGCGAUGGCAUUUCGUCGAGCUCGACGUAAAUUCCCGAAAAAUUUUGGCCUGUACAGCAACGCGGAGGAAACAGCAAAAUUCGAUAACAUGGAAAACGUCAGCGGAAACGAGGAAGCAAACGAUCAAGAGAACUUGCCGUUUCCACCGAGAAAUUGUUCAAACGCAAGGUCGAGUCGCACGGAAGGAAAGACAUUUUGGAACGACGAGUGCGGCGAGAGUGGCUCGAUCAAGGGGAACUUACUCCAGAAACCGAUAAUCUGCAAUUGUUGUCGUAAACGUAACGAUCAAUGCAACGCUGGAGAUGCGCUCGACAUCGUUCCAAGCAAAGAGCACAAUGGCAUCACGCAGAAAAGCGAAUUCUUUAAAUCGGAGAAAGCUGAAAGCUGUAACGCGAAAGGGAUGAGAAGUUUCAUAACGGAACCUCGGAAUUCUAAUCGCGGUUCAUGUUACUGUUCCCGAAGGCGAAGCCCGAGAGAAACUUCCAAAUUGGAUUCGGUUAAUCUUCUGUAUGGCUGCGAUCAGAAUGAAGUGGACAACGUUAAAAGUAGCGACUCGUCCGAGAAGCGAAAUUGCAAUAGCUCCGUGCACGACUGCAAUGUCGAAAGAAGAGGACACAAAUCAUUCCACCGAAAUUCGCGGUGCACGUUCGCCUCGCAGAAGGAUAACCAUCCAUCGUCGUCUAGUAUUUCGCGAGCCUGUCACAUCCACUGUGCCAAACAUUCGACUCUUGAUCUUCUACAACCUCAUCGAGAUUGCUGUCGUCAGAAUCGUCAUUAUUGCUGCCACUCUCACGAUCAUUGCCAUCAUUGUUGUGACAACGAGUACAGCAACUGCUCAUCAAAGGAAAAACGUCUCGCGUCAGACACGUGCCUCUGCUUCUCAAACACCGCGAACAAUCGCAGGAAUUGCUGCCACAAGGAACACACCACGCGCGAGUCCGUCUGCAAUCACAAUUGUUGCGCGAAGGAUUCAGAAAAGAUUUCGACGGUGCAGGAACAGAACGACGAGGAACUGGACGAUUCCGUGGUCUCGAUCAAUCACAAGGACUCUUUGUGCAUUUUGGUGGAAAAGUACAAGACCAACAAGAAGUGCAAGCACAAGGCUCUCGACGCCUCUGAAUUCCCGUGCGAACGAACUAAAGACGAAUGCGAUAAAUCGUUCACCUCGGAAACCAGUUGUCAACUGGAUGAAACCGUGAAACAGGGAGACAAAUAUUCGAGCGGCAGUAAAUGCCGUUUCCGGGACAAUCGUCGUGUGUCGAUAGGGAAAACGUGCAGACACGGCUGCGGCCCGAUCUUCAGGGAAGAAGAGUGCAAUCAAUUCAAAAACCUGAAGUCUCGUUUAAUAAAGACUGGUACUUGUUGUUCAGCGAAAGGCACACCGUGGAGACACACGUUUUAA
Messenger RNA from Heterotrigona itama, 1446 nucleotides. Lineage: Eukaryota; Metazoa; Arthropoda; Insecta; Hymenoptera; Apidae. The record is from the annotation of a GenBank genome assembly.